Oncorhynchus kisutch (coho salmon) is the source of this 1268-nucleotide messenger RNA. Its product is annotated as zinc finger protein 501-like. The transcript has 2 exons. The record is from RefSeq and is a predicted model, not a curated record. Gene Ontology annotation, molecular function: DNA-binding transcription factor activity; RNA polymerase II cis-regulatory region sequence-specific DNA binding. Gene Ontology annotation, biological process: regulation of transcription by RNA polymerase II. NCBI's taxonomy places the organism in Eukaryota, Metazoa, Chordata, Actinopteri, Salmoniformes, Salmonidae. The annotation marks the transcript as partial.
AGGAGAUGACUGUCACAUCGAAAAAGGAGGAGGAAACUGGAUAUCUGGGCCCGGUUUCCCAAAGUCAUCUUAAGGCAUCCAAUGGUUCUAACGAUGAACUCAACCGUAAGAUGUGUUUGAAAAACCAUUCCCCGAUUAACACUAGAGAGAGACGUGACUCUUGUGGAUCCUCUGGGGAGCCUCAACAACAUCAUGAAGCUGACGAGGCAGAGAAAAGUCUCUCCACAUCAGAACAAACCAAGAAACACCAGCAGAGACCCACAGGGAAGAAACCUCACCACUGCUCUGACUUUAGAAAGAGUUACUCAAGAUCAUAUUCACAAAAAGUACACCAGAGAAUUCACACAGGAGAGAGAACAUAUCGCUGUAAUCAAUGUGGAAAGAGGUUUGCUCACUUAAAAACACUGAUAUUACACCAGAGAAUACACACUGGGGAGAAAUGUCACAGCUGCUCUGAUUGUGGGAAGAGAUGCACCUCUUCAGCAUCCCUUAAAAUACACCAGAGAAUCCAUACAGGAGAGAAACCGUAUAGCUGCUCUGACUGUGGGAAGAGUUUUUUUUGGUCAGGACAUUUAAAAUCACACCAGAGAAUACACACGGGAGAGAAACCUUAUAGCUGUGACCAAUGUGGGAAGACUUUUACUCAGUCAAACAACCUGAUAUCACACCAGAGAACACACACAGGCGAGAAGCCUUACCACUGCUCUGACUGCGGGAAGAGUUUCUCCAGAACAGAUACACUUAAAGUACACCAGAGAAUCCAUACAGGAGAGAAACGUUAUAGCUGCUCUGACUGUGGGAGGAGAUUUUUUUGGUCAGGACAUUUAAAAUCACACCAGAGAAGACACACUGGAGAGAAGCCUUAUAGCUGUGAUCAAUGUGGGAAGACUUUUACUCAGUCAAGCAACCUGAUAGCACACCGGAGAACACACACAAGAGAGAAAUAUCACAGCUGCUCUGAUUGUGGGAAGAGAUGUACCUCUUUAGUAACCCUUAAAAUACAUGAGAGAAUCCAUACAGGAGCGAAAUGUUAUAGCUGUGAUCAAUGUGGGAAGAGUUUUACUCAGUCAAACAACCUGAUAUCACACCAGAGAACACAUACAGGGGAGAAGCCUUACCACUGUUCUGACUGCGGGAAGAGUUUUUCCAGAUCAGAUUCUCUAAAAAGACACCAGAGAACACACACAGGUGAGAAAUCUCAUAGCUGUGAACAAUGUGACAAGAGAUACUCUGAUAAAAGAUCUCUGAUUAAACAUCAGAAAAUACAU